UCCCUGGCUGUGGCAAGAGUCUCAGUGGCGGAUGUGAAGUGUGAGAAUAUUUACAGGGACUUCUCUGACUGUGUUCUGGAGCUGGGGGAGGGCAUGGAUAACUACCAGGAGAACGUGACCAGCGAGAUGGGAGUGGAAGUUGUGUGUAGGUGAGAGGGGUGUGUGUGUGUGCGUGUGUGCAAUGUAGCUGCACUUACUGUACAUCUGUGUUUGCAGUGCACCAGGAUCUCAUGGGACCUGAUUACUCUUACGACCGUAAGCAGAACGUAUAAAACAGCGUCUGUAUUUUUUCAUGCAGUCUCCUUCUGCUUGUGCAUAUAAGAUCUAGUAUCUAAAUCCAGUGAGGUGUGUACCUUGCGUAAGAACAGUGGAGAGAAGAGAGAGAUGCUGUAACCUCCGAGGAAGAUAGCAGAAGUGAAUGGUGCUGAAACACUGAGCCACUGUACUGAAUAAUUAAUGACUUUGCUGCAGCAGUAAUGAAACUCAGAGGCCAUCUUUUUUGUUUAUUGUUACUGAGUGCAUUCCAAUACAUAGUACAGUAUAUUACUGCCUAAAGCUUACACAGGCCUUGCCUUCCCCGGGUGAAACAUGUUCCUGUGCAGCAUCAGCUCUUUUUUCUAAUCUAAUUUCUGUGGCUACAAAAUAAAGGAGGGUUGAUCUUGCAAAACGCUAGAAUAAAAUCUGUUACAGUAUCGCUGGACACUUGUAUAAAAACAACAAUGCAAAACAAUAAUAAACCAAAAAUACUCAUGUAAAACACACUUUCAGCCAUGUGUGUUACAGGUGAGCUUUGAAGCCUGGCAUGUGAGGCGAUUAAAGUGCCAGAUAAAUCAAAGUAAUGACAUUCUUAAAUCCAAUAGAUUGAAAACCAAUGGCAUGUUUUAAUGUCAAAUAUGAAACAGGUAGUGUAAUUGUGGAAAGACCCUCUUGUAAAGCACUUUGAGACAACUGCUGAUGUAAAAAGGGCUUUAUAAAAUAAAUUUGACUGAUUUAUUGAUUGAUCUUUCACACCUAGCCACUGGGAGGCGUUCCACACGUGUGCCCUGACGGCACUGUCCAGGUGUCAGGAGGAGGUGGGCUCCAUCUGGGAGACCCUAAGAGAAGACUCCAGGAAGAUCCGCUUCCAGGGCAGCCUCUUUGACCUGUGCAGCCCCAGCUCGGCCCCCAGCCUGCGCUCGCCUCUACCCCUGCUGCUCCUGGGCUUGCUGAUCCUGGGAGGGCCCAUCUGGCCCUCCACAUAG
Molecule: messenger RNA, 1241 nt
Organism: Coregonus sp. 'balchen'
Lineage: Eukaryota; Metazoa; Chordata; Actinopteri; Salmoniformes; Salmonidae
Source: the annotation of a GenBank genome assembly